AAAGUACAAUCAAAACUGAAGCCGAAAGUGUGGUCAGAAAGACAGCAUUAGCUAUAGAGAUAUAACUGUGUUAAGGCAAGCGUAUUUAUAUUUAAAAUAUUACGUUUUUUUUUCAUGUCGUAUAGAAACGAUAAUUUGCGAACAUAAUCAGAAUAACUAUUCAGCUGGGAAUGAAGAUCAGAAGUCUCGUCCUUGCUUUGAUCUUUUUCGGGAUGGUCGUUAGCACUGAUGGUUUCCAGCUGCUCGGCUCUGCUGGUCCUCUAACAGCCCGGCUGGGAGGAGCUGUACUGCUGCCCUGCCUUGCGGACAGACCCCUGCCUUUGGAGGAGCUGGAGGUGGACUGGAGGAGGACUGACUCAGACACCAUCGUGCACCUAUUCCAGGGGGCUCAGAGCAGACCUGAAUCACAGGGGGACGCAUACAGGGGCAGAGCGCACUUCUCUCAGGAAAUCCCCAAAGGCAACUUCUCUCUGCUGCUUGAGGGUGUGAGGACUGCAGAUGCAGGAGUGUACAAGUGUGUGGUUUAUACAGAGCAGGAACACCAUGAAAAGCGGGUGGCAAUACAGCAAGUAGAGCGACUGGUGGUGACUGGUGCAGAUCAGGCUGUCUAUGCAGAUGCUGGAGAGGAUGUGACUCUUAGCUGCUCUGUGGACACCCAUGUUAAUGUGACAGAGCUUUAUGUGGAAUGGAGAAAAACAGACGAUGACAUCUUGGUCCUUCUUUAUGAUGGAGAGAUCAGACCGGAGUCUCAGCCUGAGAGAUACUCUGGAAGAGCUGAAUUCUUCAUUGAGGAAAUUCCCAAAGGAAAUUUCUCAAUGAAACUGUGGAAAGUCAGGACUGAAGACAAUGGAGAUUUCAUGUGUGAAGUCCACACAAAUACUGAUUCUGCCAAUACAACAGUCAGGAUAUCACCACUGGGCUAUUCAUCCCUGCACUGGUUGAUUUUAGUGCUGUGUUUUGCUGUUACGCCUGUAGUGCUAAUCACAGCUUUCUCUCUAAGGCAUUUAAAACUACCAGGUGAAUGCAAACAACCUGUGUUGUAUCACUGUUUAUACAUCACAGUUCCAUCCUUCAUGGUUUUCAUAGCGUUCAUCCUGUGGGGUGUAACUGAAGGAUCCACAGAAGAGGCUGUUACUUGUACCGCCAUCAGUCUGCUGAAUGUCCUCAUGUUGUUUCAUUUGAUGCCAAAAGAUUUAUUUACUGGUAUAGCAAGGACGAUUAAAGAUCGGGCUCACAGACUAGGAAGUGGAAUCUUUAUCAUUUAUAUAUGCACAUUUGCAAUCAUUGAGUUUACAACAAAUUAUUCCACAUAUACCGCUGUGAAAGUAGCAUUUGGAUAUGUUGUUGGUGUAUUUAUAGCUACAAUGAUCUUUAUAGUUUCUUUGCAAGUUGGCUACAUUUUUCUUCAGGGGAACAUAACACUGAGCACAAUUAAGAAAGUGCUGGGCGGCAUAGCUGUUCUUCUGAUUAUCUAUAUUUCAUUUGCAAUUGCUGUUGGCGUGUACCUCAUGAAAUAUUUCACAGCCACAGUGAGCAAAGAAAUGCUAACUGUAUUGAUAGUUCCAAUGAUUGUAGUACUAUUCCCAUUUGUCAGCUGUGGGAUUGUUCUGACCUGUUACAUAAUGAAACCUGCAGAAGAAAAGCGUCCUAAAAUAAAUUAUUUAUUUAUGUGUAUUCCUUCAUUUUCAUAUUUUAUGAUUCUUACUGUUUAUAACCAGCUUAUUACCUUGGUGCACAAUGUUUUUAUACCAGGAUAUUUACUUGUGAUUGUAAUAGCUCCUUCAUUAAUGUUUGCAUCGUUUGUCGUCGAAGUAUACAUGCAUUCAUGGAGACAUUUCUAUGCGAGUCAGAGGAUCCUAUUGGCAAUAUUAUUCCCCUUUCACCUAAUAAUAAGUGCCCAGUAUGUGAAUUUGACUCUGGAAGAUGACAAAGAGCGACUUGUGAAGUUGGCCCGGUAUACAUUCGUCUAUUCAUCGACUAUCAUAUCAUUCUUUGAUGACUGGCUUCGAUCUUGUUUACUUGGCAGACCCCGUAUCCUUCUCUAUUGGUUCGGGUCUGUUAGUCUCCCCCUGGUGAAUUCUAUUGCCCUGGCUGUAGUAUUAAUACUCAAAGCAGACACAGGAAAGAGGUCAUUGGACCUACAGGUUGUUGUCUUUUUUUCUGCGUCAUCCAUCCUCUUUAGCUGGUUUCUUAUCAAGAUCACUGAAUACUGGAUGGACAGAAAACAGGAAAUAAAACAAUCAUUUGCCUGUCUUCAGAGACACCAGGAUAAUGAGCCUCAUGAGCAGAUCUGUGGCCCUGUGCACUUCCUCCAUCCCUCACAUGAUGAUCAGGAGAUGGAAGCAUUUUCACCUACUGAUCCCAAUGGAACAGAAACAGGGGAGGGAUCACAUGAUGAUCAGGAGAUGGAAGCGUUUUCACCCACUGAUCCCAAUGGAACAGAAACAGGGGAGGUUACUUGGAGCGGAACUGAUAAAUCUGAAGGAUCCGAGAUACAACUUACAGGUUUCAGAUCUCAGGUCUCAAGUUUGCCAAAGAUUGUUGCGUAACCAAGCCGGUUACAUAAUCAGCUGACUGUUACAGUCCAUUUUGUUUACUGACAUGAAACACCUUGCUGGGUGUAAGAUGAACAUUUGCUUGAACAGGGUCCAUCUUGCCAUCAUAUUUUUCAUAUUUUUUGGUUGAUUUGGUCUCACAAUAUUUGCUUUGUAUAAAGCAAUAAAUCUUGAUUUGACACUAAACCUAAUACCAACCAUUACCAUAAUCCUAACCUUAGCCUCAACCCUAACCCUUACAUGGAAUAGUAUUGAAGAGUAUUAUUUUUUCAGCUGUGAAGUGAUUCUGUAUUUAAAUGUAAUGAUUGUCAGGAAUUUGUAUGUAGUGGUGUUCUUUCUAGGUGGCAUUGUGGCUUGGUGGGUAUGUAGUAAUCUCCUGAAACUGGUUAUGGUCAACAGAUUUUUUUUUGUCUCACUGUGAAUUUUGGUCUUUUUUUUCUCUUGUUCCUGCCCUGUCCCCAUAAAAUUUGAAACAUACCUAAUGAAACCCUAUUUAGUAAUCUAUUAUGUAUUUAUGUAAAAUGCAUGUGACCUUUGGAAUACUCUGUAGGUGGAAUUGUCAUUCUUGGCACAAGUGUAAACAAGGCCAGAGAACCAAUAAAGCCAUAAUUGUUGAC
Molecule: messenger RNA, 3172 nt
Organism: Brienomyrus brachyistius
Lineage: Eukaryota; Metazoa; Chordata; Actinopteri; Osteoglossiformes; Mormyridae
Exons: 22
Coding region: 171-2549 (792 amino acids)
Biological process (GO): positive regulation of T cell proliferation; cellular response to lipopolysaccharide; cell surface receptor signaling pathway
Cellular component (GO): external side of plasma membrane
Source: RefSeq, a predicted model, not a curated record